AUGCUCUCGCGACUAGACACGGCUGCGCGCCAGAAUUUGCGUCAACACCUGCAUCUGAACGCAGUACCCAAUUGGUCACCGUCCAAUGGACACCGACUAUCCUCGCUCGCAUCGCUGAGCGCGAGACCAUCGUUGGCGACGCCCUCGACCAGCUCAUCCCCUUGUACACCAAGGAACUCUAGGCCUGCUUCGACAAAGGCUGCUCAGGCGCGGGAUGAAGUCAUUGAAGCUCAUCUUCCGCGCUAUAUCAGACGGCAGGGCCUUCAAAAAGCAGCAGAAAAGGGCAAAGCCAAGACUGGCGCUGGCACCCCCACAGAGUCCAAAGAAAUCAAAUUGCUCGAUCCCUACAUCCUAGCUAAAAGGCUGAGGGCCCUAUGCCAAGCUGGAAAGGUCGAUGACGCCGUAGCCAUGCUAAAGAACUCUCCUCGAGACGCGAUGAACACACCUGUCUGGAACACCAUGAUAUGGGAAGCGCUCAAAAACCGGCGCUUUCAACUGGCGUACAAACUUUACGUCGAUAUGAAGCGACGUGGGUUCAGCCCAACCACCAGAACAUUUCAGACCAUGUUCACGGGUCUGUCCAAGAUCGAAGAAUGGUCGUCCCACACGCAACAGCUUUCAAACGCCCGACUUCUUUACGAUGCUUUCCAACGUCACAUCACAUCUCUCAAAAAGCAUGAGCCUACAAGCAAAGACAUUAUGUCCACGCCGCUCGCUGCAUACAUCAAAAUCCUUGGCGAUAACGGCGAGUACGACGAAAUCCUUGACGUGUUCAAGUCGCUUGACAAAGAUGGUCCGUUCUCCCCGGACGCGACUGUCUAUGCCGCCACCUUCCACGCAAUCGCAAACAUGCGCCGUGUCCUCGUAGCCAAGGGCAUCACACCGCCUGAGCAGUGGGAGGCGACUGUCGCCGCUGACGCCAGACAAUUGUGGACACAGCUCGGAAAGGCAUCCAAGCAGGACCCCUCCAAAUUACCUGAUGCUUUCGUGGCCACCACGGCGAUCUCGGCGCUGUCGAGAGGCUCCACCGAAGAUCACGAACUCGCAUUCCAGAUUGCGCAGGAAUACUUUGGCCUAUCAAGAGAUCCAAGUAACGCAGGUGUCGGGUUACACCCUCUCACUCGUGCGACAUUUGGAACCAUCCUAAACCUUUGCGAUGACGCCGGGUGUCAUUCGACAAGCCUACAACUCCUCCAACAGGUCAAGGAGCGCCCAGAAGCUCAUGGUGGCCUAUCAAUCAUAGAUCGUCCCCACAUGGAGGAAAUACUGAAAGCACGGUCCAAGACCCCCGACAGCGAUUUGGGUAACGCGUCCUUGGGAUACCUGGAGUGGAUGCUGCGACGGGAACACUCUGGCCAUGGUGCUCACAUUCGCCCUGCCAUGUCCACCUACAACUUGGUCCUCACAGCCUGUUGGAAGGCUUCCGAUUGGACCUCUGCCCUCAGCGCUUUCGAGCUAAUGACCGGCUAUUCACCUAUUGACUUUAUCGAAACACCUUCCCCCGACUCGGCUCCACCCAAACCACGCAAACGUACCACCCAAACUCUCGUCCCUUCGGCAGAGGCUAUGUCUGCCAUGAUGCGUACGGCACUCUCAACACGACAACUGCGCUACAUCCAGCAAUGCCUCCGUAUCCUCCAACACAUCGGCAUCGACCACAUCACGACACGAUCCUCCCAACACAAAAAAGAAGCCAAGAAUAACUCGUUCUAUGGAUCUAAGCUGGCCAGCGCCGUUACUGAAUCAGUCCAAAUUCUAACGACAUACAAGGACGAGUGUGUGCCGGCCGAGCUUGCCAAAUGGCGUGCGUUUGCAUCGCAGUGUAGGGAGGAAUUUGAUAAAACGGGCGCCGGCGGUGGUAAUGAAGGGGGCGGCUAUACACCAACCACUCUCGAUCGGGAACCUUCAAAGGGAAAUAAGCGAAGGCUCCGACUUUAA
Molecule: messenger RNA, 1938 nt
Organism: Coprinopsis cinerea okayama7#130
Lineage: Eukaryota; Fungi; Basidiomycota; Agaricomycetes; Agaricales; Psathyrellaceae
Exons: 2
Coding region: 1-1938 (645 amino acids)
Molecular function (GO): protein binding
Source: RefSeq, a predicted model, not a curated record